Messenger RNA from Cinara cedri, 12088 nucleotides. NCBI's taxonomy places the organism in Eukaryota, Metazoa, Arthropoda, Insecta, Hemiptera, Aphididae. The record is from the annotation of a GenBank genome assembly.
UUUUUGACGUACUUCAUACCAUUAGUCGAGCUGUCAGAAUUACUUGGAUUGGAUUCAUUAUGUCCAGAUGAUGAGUUGCGACUCAUUAAUGAAAACACCGAACGGAAGGAUAAUAGUGGAUAUUAACAUAAUAGGAAAAAGAUUAUUACUUAGUUGGUUAUAUAGGUACCAAGGUAUUUAAUGAUAUUUAAUAAAUUUCUUGUAUAAUACCUAGUUACAAUUUUAAACUAUUUAUUAUAAAUAGCUAUUUAGAUAAUUCAAUCAAAAUUAAGGAAAAUUGAAAAGUUUUGAAUGAACAGGUGGGUACCUAUUGAAUACAUUUUUUUGUUUUAUUUCUAGGUACAAAUAAUAAAACUUUUUAUUUGAAUAGCUCAAAAUGAAAAGUUAAUUGAUAUAGUUGUUUAAAAUAACGAAAAUAUAUAGGUAAUCUAAUAGAACAUAAGCACACGAUAAGAUAAGUAGGGAAAUUAACAGAAAUACGUUUAAACAUAAUUUUUACAAGGAAUAACAAAGAGUAGCAAACGAAUAGUAAGCUGAACGCGGCUCGGCAAAACAGUCUGUUACAUAUUGGUGAACUAACCUACUAGUUACUACCUAAAAAAUAUUACUAAAAACAUGAAUGCGGGUGAAGCAGGUGUGUUGUCUAAUAGUUGAACAAGAAACGUAUGGCAUGAUCAAGAUAGGUAAUCUUUGAAAGGGUUGAACUCUGUGCACAUGAGAUGGAAUUAUAACAGCUACCCGAACGCAAUCGCGAGCGUAAACCACUAAGAGUGUCGCGGCGACCGAACAACGACCGACUUCAUUUCGACGAACGGCACCCGUUAGUACGCGCCGGUCGGAGGCAUGAUGUACAUCGGUACAUCACGUCACUCAAUCAUUUUACGGUAACCCGGCGGAAACGAUUUGCGAUCAGCUCGACGGAACGGAUGACUUAACAUUCUAUACGUACACACUCUUAACAGAAUAGGUAUGUUUUUUUUAUACGAUAAUAUUUUUAAACUGUAAUUAUAAGAGAAAAAAAACAUCUCAGCCAUUCCAGAUUUCCAAGAAAAUACAUACUUAUUGAACUGACGAACGUGUCACUUUUUACUUUUAUUUAGUAAUUUAUUUCUUUAUUACACAACACCAAAUAAAUGAAAAACACUGAAUCAAUUCGAAUAACGCAUUCACAAUUCCGUCGGGAUUAGAUUGCUGUCCCGAUUGAUCUUUUUCCACAUUGAGAGACACUCGGACACAGAUAAUAAUAAUUUACAUAACAGUAGUAUUGUAUUGUAUUAACUACUAAAAUAACAAGAAUAAUAAUAAAAAAAAAAAAAUAAAAAAAACCUCGACCUCAGUCAUAACACACAGAGUAUACCUUAGUUAGACAGGCUGCAGGUUGUCAAAUGAGAGCAACGUACUUAACAAUGUUGCCAAUAGCCAUUAUCAGCUGAAGGAAGUAUUAUGAUCACGGUAUAGAUAUAUUAUUAUAAUAAAUUAAUAAAAUAUAAUAAUAUUAUAAAAGGAUUAUACCCACAGAUAUAUAAUACAUACGUUCAAUUGAUAUAUAUAUAUGUGGAUCACAGGUAAAAAUUAAAAUAAGAAUUUUCGUUUCUGAUAUGCUUAUUGAUAGAACACAAAUAUAGAUAAUAUAGGCAUAGAUUAAAUGUGCAUAUUUAAUUUGUGAUAUAGUUUAUUAUCUAUAUCUGUGCUCUGUGAUUAUUUAUGAAUUUCUGAUUAUCUAUGCUUCUACAACUUCAAUCUUAGUUCUUAGUCCACGAUUCAUUUAUAAUUUGUAGAAAUUAAACAAUGAGAAUACCUACAUUGACGUGCAUAUUUUGGUCUAUUAACCAUUCAGUCCUAUAACUCUUAAUUUAUGUUGCUGAGUGCGGGGUCGGUUCUUGACAAACACUAAGUUGAAAAUAAAUAUUCUUUUGAACAUUAAUGUUGGCUAACAAUAAAUUAUGACAAAAUAAUAAGCAGUAAUUAAUUCGUGUUAAUAGGUAUUUUUGCAACCAAGGGGAGGACGCGAUUCACCCAUCACCAUUUACCACUACCCCGGAUCCGACUGUGUAAUCCUGGCUGUCCCACCGAAAUAUAUAUAUAAGAUAGACUAUAUGCGGAUCUAUAAAUUAAUAUUUACUUAUUCGAUUAUAAACCAACAAUACCAAUUAUUACUUCAAAGAUCUAUAGAUUGAUCUAUAAAAUCUCGCGUCUUACUAUUUCGUGAUUGAGAUUAUAUUAUACUAUCCAAGAGAGUGGGUAUCUAACUCAAGGUUGCCGGGGUCCAGAUCAACGAAAUGCUUUUAAAAGUAGACAAAGUUUAGCAGUCGAUUAUUCACUAUUGUGCUAACAACAAUAUAUUAUAUUUAUGUUGGGUGAAAUCAGUAAUUUGAAUGAAAAAAAAUGAUGAGUAUGUCUAGUAUGUACAUUUAAUCAAUAUUGAACCCCUCUUACCCGACAUUUGUUUAAUAAGUACCUAUCUAAAUCUUUAAUAAACACUACCUACAACUCAAGGUUCGAUCACAGACCAUCUACGAUUUAUGAACCGUGAUUACAAUAAUCUAUCACAUUGAGUUUUGACACUUAAUAAUAUUUGUAUUACUACACUAUUUUCCCUAGUCAUUAGGUAGGUACUUAUAGUAAUUAUAACAACAAUAUUAUUAUCCAAUAGCUGACCCUCACAGCUCUGCCGGUGCUCAGUAUAAAACAAAAAAUAAAUAAAUAAAAACUUAUCUCACCGUUGAAACAAUUAAUUAUAUAAUAAAAAUAUUUUUCUUGUGCCGUUAAUGAUUACACGAAAAUUAUUUGUGGGGCUUAACAAUUUAAAAUGACUUCACGAAAACAACUUUUGAUAUCAAAUGAAAAUGCGAUUUUUCUUUUUAUAACCAUCUCGUAAAUUUGUUUUUUUUAUGAAUUUUAGUGAUUGUAGAACAAAUUUCCAUGCAAAAUUCUUUGUCUAAGAGUGAUUUAAAGUAAUUAAAAACUGCAUAGCACAACGUUCGUUUUAUGCGCACGAGUGUACUAGGUACACUACAAUAAAAUGUCAAAUACCUACUUAAUACGUAAAGUAUGUUUGCAUAGGUAAUUUGUAUUUAAAUCAAUUUUUUUUUUGUCGGUAAACCAAUUAACGUUUGAUUAUCAAUUAAUAUCUCACGCGCUUGCGUUUUCAUUCAAAUAUUUACUGUCAUAACUAAAGCAAAGGCUAACAGAACAGACUUGGGGCUUUAUAGUUUAGAAUAAGACAAGUAGAUCCUAUAGACACACAUGUGUUAUUUUAAAAUCAUAUUAUUGUCGCUAAGUUAUUGAACACCUAAAACUUAAACAGUAUUUUGUACAUUUUUGAUAAAAAUGAAUAUUAUUUAAAACGUUUUAAUGUCUUAAGACAAUUUUAUUUUUGGAGUGCUAUAAACCAAAGGGGUACGCCUCUAGGGAGGCGUGAACAUUUUCAAAAACCCCACGGAACAUAUACACAUUUAUACAUAUGUAUUCCAUUUGUAUAAUGGUGAGGGGGGCAUAAUCUAAUGUAACAGUUUAAAAGGGUGCCUGGAUCCCGAAAGGUUUAGAAACCUUGUUAUAGAGCAAAGUUUCUACACUACAUGGUCAAUAGUAGGUAUAGACUGUAGCGUAGGUAAUAGGUAUUAUUAGAAAUUAAUAAAUAAAAUAGCCUCUACCAUUGCCUAGCCUUACGUACGUGUCUCACUAGCCUAUAUUAUAUUAAUCUGAGCCUGAAUGUAGAUAAUAAUAAGUCAUGUGGUUCUUCCUAGAUAAAUAUAGUUAUCCGCCUAUAGAAAUACAUACAACAUACCUAAAAGUACAUAAUCUGUAUUGAACAUUAUUUCGGCGAAGUGUCUAAGUGUCUUAAACGCAUACAGGGCCGUGAAAAAAAAGGGCACCAAGGAUAAACCAAUUCCCCCUAAUAUUAAUUAUUAAACUUUUAAUUAACAACAAGCAUCGUCCUAAAAAUGUGUAUAACCUAAAAUAAAGUUUAAGGUUGAGGUAUAAGAUAUUCAAAAGCAAAAAUCAUAUUGUUACCAACACAUAUUAUAAUAUAUGGUACAAAUAGUAAACAUUAUAUAUUUUUAACAUAACAAUUUUAAUAUAAUGUAUAGUUAUUGAUUUUUGAAAGUAAAAUAUUAUGAAAUUAAACUACAAUAAUUUUUAAGUAAAUGUAAAAAAUUAGGUAAAAUGUAGAACCCGGUUGCAUUGGUCGAGCAGUGGCCCUAAGGCUCCAGCUCCAGUAGCCCUCAUUCUCUAGUCGGGCCUGGACCCACAUUAUAUUUAUAAAUACUUACAUAUUAUCUACAUACUUUAUUAAGAACAUUUUUUUUCUAAGCGCUUAGAUAAAUGUUCGUUACUUACUUCAUAAUAUUAAUGAAUAGGUAAAGUUUAAAAUUUUUACCAAUAAUAAAUUUAAAAUUACAUCCCAGUAAAAAAUUAUGUAUACGUGUACCUAGUGAUUUUCCUAUAAAAAAUAACCAAUCAUAAGUCAUGACCACUUUCUAACUUCUUAUUAUGUCACUAAAACCGAAAAAUAGUAAAAAUUGUAUUUAUUUCAGUAAUUAUUAUAACUGAGAAUUUCAUAUUUUUUUACGAUACAAAGUAUUUUAUUUUAAAAAUAGACAUUUAUUUUUAUAUAAUUGGUAACUAUUUCCCUAUAAACAAUAUAAUCCAUAAGCAAAAUCUAAAAUUGGAUGUUACAGUGUACUACCAAAAAUAUAAAUUGGAACUCCACCAUUAUAAACCAAAUCUACGCUUAUUAUUAUACUAUUUAUACAUCAAUAUUUAGUACAUAUUCAUUUAGUUUGAUUGCAGAAUAAUGUUUGGAUAAAAAAUCAUAAUAUUCAGGUAAUUAACAUUUGUUGGUGUAUAUGUUUAAAAAUAUACUAACUAUACUUAAUCAAUAAAAUAUGAAAAUGAACAACGCACACCAUAAAGUAACAUAAACAUGAAACGAUUUUAAUAAAAAUAUGGCGAAUAGGGCAGGCAUCAUAGCUUCGAUGCCUACCCUGGCUACGUUACUGGUUUUAUUAGGAUCUAGCCAUGACUUUUGAUUUCUGCAGUCAAAUGACAAUAAUAUCCGCUAAAAAAGUCAAAUAUUAGGACGAAAACCAUUCAUUUUUUAGCUACAAAUCAAUAAUAAUUUCAAUUGAAAGCUUAAUCAAACUUCAUUCAUCGCAGGAUUGUUUUUCGUUUUCAAUGGUUAAUCGUCGUAUAUAGUAUACAAGGGCACCCGCAGAGAGGAAGGGUAUGACCAAAGUUACGGUAAUUUAAAUAAAAUUUUGUUUUUUACAUUAUUAAUGGGUUUAAUUUUGAACUUCAACCCCCCCCCCCGGAUUUAUAUUUUUUUUUACGUCCUUGACGGUAUGUUAACUAAAUAUUUUAGUAAUAAGUAUAAGUAUCAUUCCUUUCCAACAGAGAAGGCCUUUAUUUUGCACAAAAAAAACCGCUCAGUUCAUAGUACUCUGUAGUCUGUAUAGACUGAUAUAAGUUUCACGGUUUCACCGAAAUCUUAAAAUAUCCUUUUUGUGUACAUAUCCAUAUCUGGUAUAAAUGAGUCCUAUGGUGAAACGGUAUGACGGUGAAAUAGCUUCAACGAAUUUGUAUUAUAUGUAUUUUAUAACAUAUGUUUAAAACAAGCGUUCUUGUGAAGGGCUAAAAAUAAGUUUAUAGAGGCUAAGCUCUCUCUAGUCAACUCUGCAGUUACUCCGGCAAACAGUGGUUAAAGUAGAAAGUUUCGAAGCGGGACUACAUCUAACGAAAAUGUAUAGGUGCGUUUUCGAAAACUAACUAAACCUUAAAAUCUAACCGCAAACUUGCAGGAAACCCAUCAUGGGAAACAAGACUUCCAAAAUGUUUUGCGCGCUUUUUUCAUAAAAACGUAUACAAAUAAAAUGCAUCCUUCCUAACCCCCCCCCCCCCCNUACGCCCCCCCAAAUAUGUUAUCCUUCGAACAUGUCUGCUCAGUAAACAUAAAGUAUAACAGAAUCUGAUUCCGUAUAAUCUUAUAUAGAUGUAAAAGAAUUUAUUUUUAAGAAAAUGAAUUCGAAUUUUUAAAAUUGCACCACAAAUUUUCCAGUGACAAUAACUACAGCGCCUCCCCCUCCCCCGGACCUUCGAAGACUUAAACUGAAAUAAACUGGUAAUUAUACCUUCGAUAAAAAGAAAGACAAAAGAAAAAAUAUCCCUUUUUUUCUAUUUUAACCACUGCCGGUAAAUGAUGGGCAUAAGAAAAAUAAAUACGAAAAUUCUAGUGGGUGGAAGCACUAGAAUGCCGUAGGGGAAUAUUGCAGUUAGAGUUGAAGUACGGGACCGCGAGAUGGCGGUAUCGUACUACAUAAACUGAUGGACAUGGUAAAAUGGUUUAUUGAUUUGAGACACUCUGUGGUACGCCCAAGAGCAGUGAGGAACUUAGAGCAGCAGCAGUAGCAGUUAAAACAUUAAACAGCGAACAGUUUUCUUUAUUGACUCCACUACUCGAGUGCCUCUUAGUGUUCUUUUUGGCGUAGGCCCGACACGAAAUACAAGCACCUCCAAAUGGCCACCGACGGCGUCAGGUGGUCUUGGUGUUUUCUGACCGUGUUCGCAACGAUAAGCUACUGCAGCACGAUCGCAUCCCCGUCCAACUGCGUGAACAAGUUCGACGUGCACGAUGAUAAGAUAAUACGGACGGAAGACUCAAAAAAGUUGGGCGCCAAGUUCAUCGAUUCGAUGGAACAACGCAACCGUCUCGAAUGCCUGGAACUGUGCUGUCAGACGGCCAGGUGUGACGUGUUCGUGUUCGAAGAAAAAGUAAAUAAUUGGAAUGAAUAAAAUAUAAUCACUAAAAUAUAUGGCCGUCGUUUCCGUGUUCGAUUCAGGCAAAUAUUUAUACGUCGCCAAAGUCAGCAGAACACGAUUUUGUUAUUAUUAUCCCAUAAAUGAGCUCUAAUUUAAUGCACUAUAGGUAUUUAAAAAUGUAUCGUAUGUAGGUAGAAACUUUGAAAAAAAGUUUCGUUAAUGAGUGCCAGACACUUAAAUACUAUAGGCACCUAAUUACUUUAAGAAAAAGUUGGUUCGGAUUCAAUAAUGAAUUAUAAUAAAUUUAAGUACCUAUUCAAGAUACAUAGGUUAUAUAAUUACUAAAAAAUUAGUAAUUGUUAUUAUUAGAUUAUGAAUAUAUUAUUUAGUCAAACAUUUAUAAUAAAAAAUCCAACCAUCUUUUAUUAUUUGAUAAUUCAACCAGAACUUCGGGAUAAUUGAAUAAUUUUUGUUUAUUGAAAUCAUAGUCAGGCCGUAUUAAUUUUUAAUUUUUUUUUUUUUCGUAGAUAAAAUAUAGAUACUGUAUAUUAUCUGUGUACAGUGUACACCCAAACAUUAAUAAUGUUAUAAAUAGUUGUUAUUUUGACAUCUCGUUGAACAGUUUAUAUUAAAAUAGCUAGGUUUAUAAAAUGAUUGUAAAUACAUAUUCUUACGAUUUAAAUGUGUACACAUUCGAGCAUUUAAUAGCUAAUUUACAAAACACUAAACACUUAAUAAUUAAAAUAUAAUUAUUAAAUUAUUAUUUAUUAUAUUUAUUUACUUCAAUACCUACUUCAUGUUCGAAGUGACUUGACAGAGUAACUUUGUAAUAAUAUUAAACAAUAAAUACUUAUAAUAUAAUAUUUAGUCAACAUUUUUUUUUUGCUCUGGGAGGGGGUGGAAUCCGAUCCCCCUUCCCCCUACCCCCGUUAGUAUGCCACUGAUUCGCAGUAAACCCAUGAUUUUUUUCAAAACAAUGUUGAAAGUAUACGACGUAUAUAUAUUAUGCUCUAUGGGAACAACAAUAAUAAUAUUGUUUAAUAUGGAGUUGUGAAAUUAAAUUACGCGUUAGUUUAAUAAUUACACAUUAUUGAUUUAUUUCUACACUACGCACAAUUUCUAUUUUUAUUAAAGUUAAUCUUAGGUUCAAUGCGUAUCGAGGAAUAUAUUGGUUCUAAAAUUAUUUUAAUUUUUUUUUUAUCUAUGAACAACUUUUUUAUCAGAAGUCUUGCUCCGAUUUUCAAAUGUAGAACCUUUUUUGAAAAAAAAUUAUAUUUGGAUGGUACUUUAGGAAAGUCAUUUUUUGAUUUUUUAUGUGGUUUUAAUUAAUUGAGAAAAAUGGGAAAAUGUACGUGUAUAUAUAAAAGAAACUUCGCUCCGAAUCAUUUUUAGCUAGCAAUGAUUCAUUAUUGCAUACAGUUAUAAUUUAAAUUCUACUCUAAAUCCUACUCUUACAACUUUUCACCUACAACAGUGCCCACCCAUCGUGUAAUGUGUGAAGUAGUCACUAGUUAGUCUUUUUACCCAUUAAAUUUAUAUACAAAAAUAUGUAUCAAUAAUGUUAAAGCUGCCGGGAACAUGCUAUCUGUUUGAAUGUGGAGCGUCGGAUGACUUUAAAUGCAAAUUCACUAGCCAUAAGAACUAUAGCAGUGCAGUAAUGACGUCAAAGCCAGCAACGGAAUUAGAAAACCAAAUAAAACUCACUCAAAACGAACACGAACACGAACUUACUCAGCUUAAGUAAGAAAAAAAAUAUAUAGGUAUAUUUCUCUUUGUAAAUCUAAAUAGUUUUAAUUUAAUUAUGUAGGAAGUUUACCUCUUCAAAAUCUCCUUCGUCAACCAUUUCGUCAAUUCCAUCGAUAAAUAAAGAAACAGAAAUAACCGUUCCGGCAUUGGAUAAACACUCUGAAAGUAAAAUUGAAUCUUUAUGUUUUACUAUUUUAUGAUAAUUUUAUAAAGUAAAACAAAUACUGUUCAUCAUUUGUUAAUCAUUUAAAUAAUGUUUUGAAAUUUGAAAGGAACCCGAUGUAGUAGAUACCAAUUUGAAUGUAAAACGUCUGGCGAGUGUAUAGCGAUUUAUAAUGCUUGUGAUGGAAUACCUCAAUGCAGUGACGGUAGCGACGAAGCUCUUGAAUUGGCUUGUCCAACUACUUCAAGUAAAAUUAAUUAUAAUCGAUUGAAGUAUAUUAUUAUAGAAUUAUGAUUUAUGCUACCGUAAAAUAUAUCAUUAUUAUUAUUAUUUUUUUUUUUUUAUGGACAGAUAAACAAAUACUAAUGAAAGAACCAAAUUAUGGAUUUAAAGAGAAUAAUUAUAACGUACAAACAUAUUCAAAUAAGCCAAUGGAUAUUACCGGACAACAAAUAAAUCAACCAAUGCAACAAUAUCAAUGGAAGAACCAACCACAAGUGUUUAGUAAGUCAUCUGUUCUAUGAAAAAUAUGGUACUUACCUAUAUUGUAAUAACCAGGGCUCGGAAGUAAUAUCACUAAAAAAUUAAUAUAACAAAUUAUACUAGAUAGCUGCUGCUCAGUUCAUCAUAAUACGAGAAUAUAAAAACGUUUAAACAGUAUACAACAUAUAAAACCAAGUAAUUUUAAAUUGUAAGUACAUAUAGUACGUGUUUUAUACGUUACUGUAUUAUACGUUCCAACCCUGCUAAAUAUGCUAAAAUUAACCAUACAGAAUUGAUAUAUGCAUAUAAAUAGCACUCAAAACUCAAAAUUAUCAAAAUGUCUCUAUAAGUCCUAAGUAAGUAAACAAUAAGCACCGACCAUUUUCGCAUAUUACAUCAAUGUAGUAUGAAAGAAAUUUGUUUCUUACUCAAAAUUCUAUAAGUGUCACCAAAAAUAAUACACAAAUGCUAAUACCUCCGAGCACUGGUAAUAAUUAAUAAGUAUAAAUACUCCAGUAUUAAUACAAUUAUGUAUUUUUAAGGUUCUAAUAAUCUAAAUUAUAACAACGUAAAAGGAGACAAUACGGCUGUAGGUAAUAAUUUUGCGCCCGCUCAAUAUGGUAGAGAAGGCGAAGGUCUCAAAUGGGCUGGUCAAGAUGCGACACACCAAAACUAUGGUCUGAUAUAUAAAAUAAGUAUGAUAUUAAAAACAAAUUUUAAUUUGAGUUAACUUUGUAGGAAGUAAUCGGAUAUUCACUCAUGUCAAUGGAGGAAUUUUGCCGGAAUACAAUCAGCGACAAAAUAAGUAAGAUAAAAAUAAAUAACUGAUCAAUUUUUACCUACACAAAAUAAAUAUUUAAAUACAUAUUAAUUUUUUUUUAAAUAUUGUACAUUUUCAAAUAAACAUUUAUAAUUCGAAUAUAUAUAUAUAUUAGUUAUAAAUAACUGUUAUUUGUAAACCAAACUCUAAAUGUAAUCAUACAAUUGUCGACUGGCGAUUAUAAAUAAAUAAAUGAAAUAAAUAUAUAAUAUAUAAUUUUAUAGUUUAUAACUGCAGAUGGAUAGCAUUUAAUGACUUGUAUUAAAGAGGAUAGAAAGCGAUGAUUUUCUGUCUUUUCUUACACACGCGCAACGUAGAAAUUUAAACAUGUUCCAUAAAAUUCAAAAUAGACUUUUCCAGAUGUUUGGUUUUGUUCUCCUACAACCUAAAAAGACAUAAUAGAAAAGAAGUAAUUUAAAAAUUGGAUAAUUUUAAUUUUUGGAGAAAUAAAAGCAAAAAUCAAAGAAUGGAAAAUUCGAUCUCAAAUAGAUUUGACGACAAAUUCAAAUCUGCUUUAAGAAUUGCUAUCGCUUUUAUUUUUGCUUCUCUAGAUUAAUCGGUACAUUGAAAAUAUAAUACGUCUACAUUUCUAUUUUGCACGUGUGUAAGACAAAGACAGAAAAUCAUCGCUUCCAAUCUUCUUAACCAAUAUUUUGUUUUUAUUCACAUUAACAUGGAUAUUAAUCAAUAAUAUUAUUUAUUAGUAGUUUUUUACAUGGUAAUUUUCAAAAAAAAUUAAAAAUCUUAUCUUGUUUAAAUCUAUUUUCAGUAUUCCAAAUAGAGGAUAUAUUGCAGAACCUGGAAUGGUUGAUCACAAUUACAAUCAUAAUACAAACAACGUGAAUCAUGAUUUCCAUCAUUUUAAUACAGGCAAAUUACCUAUAUACACCAUAAAAAAUUUACAUUUGACAUUAUAAAUUAUAAUGUUCCCAAUAUAUAGGUAGUAAAACUAUUUAUCAGAACCAGAAUAAUCCAGACUAUUACUACGAAGAUCCAAGACCUAAACUUGAACAAUCAAAUAUUAUUCCUCUACUCGUAUGUAUAAAAAUAUAUCAAUCAACUAGAAGCAAGAAUACAAGUUUAAUUGUUUCAGGGUAACGGUCAAAGGCCCGUUCAAAAUGAAAAAUCUGAAACGAUUAUAACUGAAAAACCAGUAGUUCAAAAGCAUUAUGUAAAUGUAACUACUACUCAAUCUACAACUACAGGUUGAAAGGAGCAUUAUUUUUAUUUUAAAUACUUGCAUGUGCAAUAUGUGCAAUUCGUAAUUAAAUUAAAAUUUUUAUAAUUAUGUGUUUUUAGAUUCAAGCUCUUAUCGAAAAAUGGAACAGCCACUGAGUGCGGACACGGUAGUUCGUGAAGCAUACUUUGAAAGUAAUGAUGAUGGAUAUGCUAUAAUGCCAAACGGAGCAAUAAUCUCUUUAGUUUUAGGCAAGUAAUUUAAAUACAUAUGUUCAUAUAAAAGAUGUGGUCGAAAAAAUGUCUUUCAAAUAAUCCAAAAAAAAACCCCACCUAACAGAAAAAUCAAUGAUAUCCAUUUAGACAUUUAGUAGAUAUCUACCAAAUAAAAAUUACAUAAAAAAACAAUCGAUUUUUUCAUUUCAAUCAAUUCAAUUUUUUUUAAAAAAAAAAUAAUAAAAUGUCUAUGAAUAACACAGAAAUUGCAAAAUAUUUUGAAAAUUUGAUCACAUUUAGAAAAGACAAAUACAAAACUUGAAGUCUCUAUGAAUAAAAUUAAUUAAUUAAUUGAAUAUAACAAAAUUUAAAACAACAAAACAUUUAUUUCCGUAAACUUUCCCGUUCGUUUCCGGUUUUAUUCAAUUACUAAAAGAAAACUUGGAAAAUCAAAAAACAAAUUACUCAUUGAUAAUAUAAUAAUUUAAUAAUCCCACGAAUAAAGACUUAUUUUAUAUUUUUAUCUUAUCAGGUAUUAUGGCAACGAGUAUAAUGAUAAUUGUUAUCGGAUGUCGACUAAAAGUGAUGCGCAAUCGUUAUCGAAAAGGAGGAAAACAGUCAUAUGCUCAUGAUGCGGACUUUUUAAUUAAUGGAAUGUACCUAUAAAAUAAAAAAUAAAAUAUUGGAAAUGCAUAUUGUGAUUAAUGAACAUAUUUUUCUAAAUA